UAUAUAGAAUUUAAACUAUAAAAAGUGCAUCAUCAACCAUUGAAGAGAACAGACAACAACAGCAACAACAACAAUAACAACAACUAGGAGAAGAAUGAAGAGUAUGAGGGGACAAGUAGUUCUGAAUAUUGGAGCAGAGAAAGCAUGGGAGAUAUACAGGAACAAUGAAAUAAUAGGUAAGAUAAAUCCAAGUAUGCUUGCUAGAGCUGAGUAUCUUCAAGGUGAUGGUAGUCCUGGGAGCUUGAGGUUAUUCACAUUGGGACCUGCUGUUCGGGGUUACGUGAAGGAAUCCAUUGAGGAGAUAGAGGAGGUAGAAUGGGGCAAGUCAGUGACCUACAAGGUGGUUGCCGGGGAGCUGAGGGACAUGUAUGAUCCCUAUCGUGUCACCUUCACCUUCAUCCCCAUGAACGGAGUAGAGAACAACCAGUGCAUCGCCGAAUGGAAAGCUGAUUUCCAAACAAAAUCUCCGGCUAUACCAAUGCCGAAUAAAGCUAGGGAAUUUGCCCUAGGGUUCCUCAAGUCCUUUGAUAAGUUUCAGCUCUGUAACUAAAUCAACAUUCAUAUAUCCCCCUCUCUAUAAGCUAGUAUUAUUAUAUAUAUAGUAGCAAGACUAGCAACUGCAUGUGUAAAUAGUUAUGGAUGUUAAUUAUAAUAAAGCUUUUUUAUAAUUAGAA
This is a messenger RNA of Dioscorea cayenensis subsp. rotundata (Guinea yam), 674 nucleotides long. RefSeq lists its product as uncharacterized. NCBI's taxonomy places the organism in Eukaryota, Viridiplantae, Streptophyta, Magnoliopsida, Dioscoreales, Dioscoreaceae. Gene Ontology annotation, molecular function: abscisic acid binding; protein phosphatase inhibitor activity; signaling receptor activity. The coding region runs from base 95 to 550 and encodes 151 amino acids. The record is from RefSeq and is a predicted model, not a curated record. Gene Ontology annotation, biological process: abscisic acid-activated signaling pathway; defense response. Gene Ontology annotation, cellular component: cytoplasm; nucleus. The transcript is spliced from 2 exons.